GUCAAGAUCACACAGCUGGAGACUGGCUGAUCUCUUCUACAUCAAGAAAGCUCAGAAAAACGGAACUGUUUAAGGACUAACGGCAGACAAGUUGCUGGAGCAGUUUAUGGAGAAAAAGGAGGACGAAGCAGUCACCAUCCUCAAUGUUGACAACAUGCUGACAGAGGAAGCUAAGUGUCCGGCAGGUGCAAGGGAGAAUGGGCUGUAUGGUGAGAAAAAGGAAGCGGACACAAAGAUGGAUGAUGUAACCCAUGGAAAAGAACCAGAAAACGUAUUAGGUGCAAGGGAGAAUGGGCUGUAUGGUGAGAAAAAGGAAGCGGACACAAAGAUGGAUGAUGUAACCCAUGGAAAAGAACCAGAAAACGUAUUAGGUGCAAGGGAGAAUGGGCUGUAUGGUGAGAAAAAGGAAGCGGACACAAAGAUGGAUGAUGUAACCCAUGGAAAAGAACCAGAAAACGUAUUAGGUGCAAGGGAGAAUGGGCUGGAUGUUGAGAAAAAGGAAGCGGACAAAAAGAUGGAUGAUGUAACCCAUGGAAAAGAACCAGAAAACGUAUUAGGUGCAAGGAAGAAUGGGCUGGAUGGUGAGAAAAAGGAAGUGGACACAAAUAUGGAUGAUGUAACCCAUGGAAAAGAACCAGAAAAUGUAUUAGGUGCAAGUGAGAAUGGUCUGGAUGGUGAGAAAAAGGAAGCGGACACAAAGAUGGAUGAUGUAACCCAUGGAAAAGAACCACAAAACGUAUUAGGUGCAAGUGAGAAUGGUCUGGAUGGUGAGAAAAAGGAAGCGGACACAAAGAUGGAUGAUGUAACCCAUGGAAAAGAACCACAAAACGUAUUAGGUGCAAGUGAGAAUGGUCUGGAUGGUGAGAAAAAGGAAGCGGACACAAAGAUGGAUGAUGUAACCCAUGGAAAAGAACCAGAAAACGUGUUAGCAGAGGUGGCUCUGCACAAACUCCAUGCCACCCACUUCCAGCGACUAGUCUCCAACACUAAGUGGAACAAGGAGGCCAAGCUCUACUAG
Molecule: messenger RNA, 1018 nt
Organism: Mauremys mutica (yellowpond turtle)
Lineage: Eukaryota; Metazoa; Chordata; Testudines; Geoemydidae
Exons: 11
Coding region: 107-1018 (303 amino acids)
Source: RefSeq, a predicted model, not a curated record